Messenger RNA from Saccostrea echinata, 7971 nucleotides. Its product is annotated as neurogenic locus notch homolog protein 1-like. The record is from RefSeq and is a predicted model, not a curated record. Gene Ontology annotation, biological process: cell communication. The transcript is spliced from 10 exons. NCBI's taxonomy places the organism in Eukaryota, Metazoa, Mollusca, Bivalvia, Ostreida, Ostreidae. The coding region runs from base 1 to 7971 and encodes 2656 amino acids. Gene Ontology annotation, cellular component: membrane. Gene Ontology annotation, molecular function: protein binding; scavenger receptor activity.
AUGAUACUACCAAGACAGUUUACGGAUCUUUUCAAGGACGGGAUAAAUGUAGAACUUCGGAUGACAUUGAGCUAUUAUACUAGAGACCCUUCUGGCAACAAUAUUCCACACAAUCUGGCACUACAACCACAACCCAUCAACGUCGGUAAUUUUGAUAGUUCGACAUUGAACCACAGCGUAUUCAAAAAAGAUUUCAAAGAUAAAAGUAGCAGUUUUCCAGCAUGUAGAAUAGAAAUACGAUUUUUUCACAACUGUACACCCAAUCCAAAUUACGAGUACUGUGAUAAAAAAGGAAACUUGCAGUGCAAACCCUGUAAAGGAUUGGGAUGUAUUUCAAACUGCUCAGAAAUUGAUCCUAGAAAAGGAGAGUGUAAAUGUGGACAUGUUAUCUGCCAUGAAAAUUAUUUCGGAGCCCGGUGCAAAACAUAUUGCAAAAAUACUACGACAGGAUAUUGUGACCAGUAUGGUUCAUUAGUAUGCAAAGAUCAGUACUACGGGGAUAAUUGUACAACCCACUGCGUUAAUGUUACCAAUGGAUUGUGUGAUGCACAAGGCAAUCUACAGUGUAAGAAAGACUAUUAUGGAGAAAAUUGUACCGCUUUCUGUCGAAGUCAACAUGGAAAUUGCUCCGAUGACGGAGAUUUAAAAUGUGAUUCAAAUUACUAUGGGAAGGAGUGUGAGCAUUAUUGUGCGAAUACAACGGAAUAUUACUGUGAUGUUAAUGGUGUGAAGGUGUGCAAUCCUUCGUAUCACGAAGACAACUGCUCCAGACGAUGCUUGGAAACUAACACUUCGAUUUGCACCAGUGACGGUUAUGUCAAAUGCAAAUCUGGAUUUUACGGGGAAAAUUGCACUGUGCAAUGUCAGAACACAACAUAUGGAACCUGCAAUAGUUCGGGAAUUCUGGAAUGUGCAAGAAAUUAUUACGGAGUUAAGUGUGAUAAGUUUUGUGAUCCUAGACAAAAUAUUGGAUACUGUAACAGAACAAAGGGAGGUGGUGCAGAAUUGAACCAUUUCUAUACCCUUAUUUUUAGUGCGUCUAAAAACAUGGAACAGCUCGCUGGAAAUCAGAUGUCAUCUCAUUCUUAUAUGCUCAAUUUUUCCUUACCACAGUAUUCGGCAGAACACAUACUGUUAUACAAACAACCCAUAUACAUUUCAAGCUGCUCUUUUAAAGGAAAAUUCAAAUAUUAUUUUGACUGCCAUGAAAAUACUUACACAUGUGAUCACAAAGGAAAUCAGGUUUGCAAAUCAAGUUACGUUGGACCAAAUUGUGCACGUACCUGUCCGAUACUAGAAAACGGAUCUUGUGACAAAAACGGCGACGUACAAUGUAACGCAAAUUGGUACAGGCGAGACUGCAACAAGUCGUGUACUCCUCCCACCAACGGUUUCUGUGAUCAAUGUGGUAAUGUGGUGUGUAAAACACAUUACUAUGGGAAUGAUUGUAAUACUUACUGUGCUGAUUCACAUACCGGAAACUGUAAUACAAACGGGACGAUGGUCUGUCUCCCAAAUUAUUACGGAGAAAACUGCACACAAUUUUGUCAAAAUAUAACUCAUGGAUACUGUACAUCAUAUGGGAAACAAAUUUGUCAUGACAAUUAUUAUGGAAACGACUGCACAACUUUCUGCCCAAACGUCACCACCGGUCACUGUUCAAAUGAUGGAAAACUACAUUGCCAGGCAAGAUACUAUGGAACAAAUUGUACUGCAUUCUGCCCAAACGUCAUGCAUGGUACCUGCUCUGGGAAUGGGACAUUGAAUUGUCAUCCAAAAUACUAUGGCGACAAUUGUACGAUAUUUUGUUCUGAUGUCACAUAUGGUACUUGUUCACCACAUGGAAAACUUAUUUGCCAUGAAAACUAUUAUGGAGAGAACUGCACCCAAUUCUGCCCAAACGUCACCUAUGGUACCUGCUCUGAAAAUGGGACAUUGAAUUGUCACCCAAAUUACUAUGGCGACAAUUGUACGAUAUUUUGUUCUGAUGUCACAUAUGGUACUUGUUCACCACAUGGAAAACUUAUUUGCCUUGAAAACUAUUAUGGAGUGAACUGCACCCAAUUCUGCCCAAACGUCACCUAUGGUACCUGCUCUGAAAAUGGGACAUUGAAUUGUCAUCCAAAUUACUAUGGGGACAAUUGUACGAUAUUUUGUUCUGAUGUCACAUGUGGUACUUGUUCACGACAGGGAAAACUUAUUUGCCUUGAAAACUAUUAUGGAGAGAACUGCACCCAAUUCUGCCCAAACGUCACCUAUGGUACCUGCUCUGGGAAUGGGACAUUGAAUUGUCAUCCAAAUUACUAUGGCGACAAUUGUACGAUAUUUUGUUCUGAUGUCAUAUAUGGUACUUGUUCACCACAGGGAAAACUUAUUUGCCUUGAAAACUAUUAUGGAGAGAACUGCACCCAAUUCUGUCCAAACGUCACCUAUGGUACCUGCUCUGAAAAUGGGACAUUGAAUUGUCAUCCAAAUUACUAUGGCGACAAUUGUACGAUAUUUUGUACUGAUGUCACAUGUGGUACUUGUUCACGACAGGGAAAACUUAUUUGCCUUGAAAACUAUUAUGGAGAGAACUGCACCCAAUUCUGCCCAAACGUCACCUAUGGUACCUGCUCUGGGAAUGGGACAUUGAAUUGUCAUCCAAAUUACUAUGGCGACAAUUGUACGAUAUUUUGUUCUGAUGUCACAUAUGGUACUUGUUCACCACAUGGAAAACUUAUUUGCCAUGAAAACUAUUAUGGAGAGAACUGCACCCAAUUCUGCCCAAACGUCACCUAUGGUACCUGCUCUGGGAAUGGGACAUUGAAUUGUCAUCCAAAUUACUAUGGCGACAAUUGUACGAUAUUUUGUUCUGAUGUCACAUAUGGUACUUGUUCACCACAUGGAAAACUUAUUUGCCAUGAAAACUAUUAUGGAGAGAACUGCACCCAAUUCUGCCCAAACGUCACCUAUGGUACCUGCUCUGGGAAUGGGACAUUGAAUUGUCAUCCAAAAUACUAUGGCGACAAUUGUACGAUAUUUUGUUCUGAUGUCACAUAUGGUACUUGUUCACCACAUGGAAAACUUAUUUGCCUUGAAAACUAUUAUGGAGAGAACUGCACCCAAUUCUGCCCAAACGUCACCUAUGGUACCUGCUCUGAAAAUGGGACAUUGAAUUGUCAUCCAAAUUACUAUGGCGACAAUUGUACGAUAUUUUGUUCUGAUGUCACAUAUGGUACUUGUUCACCACAUGGAAAACUUAUUUGCCUUGAAAACUAUUAUGGAGUGAACUGCACCCAAUUCUGCCCAAACGUCACCUAUGGUACCUGCUCUGGGAAUGGGACAUUGAAUUGUCAUCCAACAUACUAUGGCGACAAUUGUACGAUAUUUUGUUCUGAUGUCACAUAUGGUACUUGUUCACCACAUGGAAAACUUAUUUGCCUUGAAAACUAUUAUGGAGUGAACUGCACCCAAUUCUGCCCAAACGUCACCUAUGGUACCUGCUCUGAAAAUGGGACAUUGAAUUGUCAUCCAAAUCACUAUGGCGACAAUUGUACGAUAUUUUGUUCUGAUGUCACAUAUGGUACUUGUUCACCACAUGGAAAACUUAUUUGCCAUGAAAACUAUUAUGGAGUGAACUGCACCCAAUUCUGCCCAAACGUCACCUAUGGUACCUGCUCUGGGAAUGGGACAUUGAAUUGUCAUCCAAAAUACUAUGGCGACAAUUGUACGAUAUUUUGUUCUGAUGUCACAUAUGGUACUUGUUCACGACAGGGAAAACUUAUUUGCCUUGAAAACUAUUAUGGAGAGAACUGCACCCAAUUCUGCCAAAACGUCACCUAUGGUACCUGCUCUGAGAAUGGGACAUUGAAUUGUCAUCCAAAUUACUAUGGCGACAAUUGUACGAUAUUUUGUACUGAUGUCAUAUAUGGUACUUGUUCACCACAUGGAAAACUUAUUUGCCUUGAAAACUAUUAUGGAGAGAACUGCACCCAAUUCUGCCCAAACGUCACCUAUGGUACCUGCUCUGGGAAUGGGACAUUGAAUUGUCAUCCAAAAUACUAUGGCGACAAUUGUACGAUAUUUUGUUCUGAUGUCAUAUAUGGUACUUGUUCACCACAUGGAAAACUUAUUUGCCUUGAAAACUAUUAUGGAGAGAACUGCACCCAAUUCUGUCCAAACGUCACCUAUGGUACCUGCUCUGGGAAUGGGACAUUGAAUUGUCAUCCAAAAUACUAUGGCGACAAUUGUACGAUAUUUUGUUCUGAUGUCACAUAUGGUACUUGUUCACCACAUGGAAAACUUAUUUGCCAUGAAAACUAUUAUGGAGAGAACUGCACCCAAUUCUGCCCAAACGUCACCUAUGGUACCUGCUCUGGGAAUGGGACAUUGAAUUGUCAUCCAAAAUACUAUGGCGACAAUUGUACGAUAUUUUGUUCUGAUGUCACAUAUGGUACUUGUUCACCACAUGGAAAACUUAUUUGCCAUGAAAACUAUUAUGGAGAGAACUGCACCCAAUUCUGCCCAAACGUCACCUAUGGUACCUGCUCUGAAAAUGGGACAUUGAAUUGUCAUCCAAAUUACUAUGGCGACAAUUGUACGAUAUUUUGUUCUGAUGUCACAUAUGGUACUUGUUCACCACAUGGAAAACUUAUUUGCCUUGAAAACUAUUAUGGAGUGAACUGCACCCAAUUCUGCCCAAACGUCACCUAUGGUACCUGCUCUGGGAAUGGGACAUUGAAUUGUCAUCCAACAUACUAUGGCGACAAUUGUACGAUAUUUUGUUCUGAUGUCACAUAUGGUACUUGUUCACCACAUGGAAAACUUAUUUGCCUUGAAAACUAUUAUGGAGUGAACUGCACCCAAUUCUGCCCAAACGUCACCUAUGGUACCUGCUCUGAAAAUGGGACAUUGAAUUGUCAUCCAAAUUACUAUGGCGACAAUUGUACGAUAUUUUGUUCUGAUGUCAAAUAUGGAACUUGUUCACCACAUGGAAAACUUAUUUGCCUUGAAAACUAUUAUGGAGUGAACUGCACCCAAUUCUGCCCAAACGUCACCUAUGGUACCUGCUCUGAAAAUGGGACAUUGAAUUGUCAUCCAAAUCACUAUGGCGACAAUUGUACGAUAUUUUGUACUGAUGUCAUAUAUGGUACUUGUUCACCACAUGGAAAACUUAUUUGCCUUGAAAACUAUUAUGGAGAGAACUGCACCCAAUUCUGUCCAAACGUCACCUAUGGUACCUGCUCUGAAAAUGGGACAUUGAAUUGUCAUCCAAAUUACUAUGGCGACAAUUGUACGAUAUUUUGUUCUGAUGUCACAUAUGGUACUUGUUCACGACAGGGAAAACUUAUUUGCCUUGAAAACUAUUAUGGAGAGAACUGCACCCAAUUCUGCCCAAACGUCACGUAUGGUACCUGCUCUGGGAAUGGGACAUUGAAUUGUCACCCAAAUUACUAUGGCGACAAUUGUACGAUAUUUUGUUCUGAAGUCACAUAUGGUACUUGUUCACCACAUGGAAAACUUAUUUGCCAUGAAAACUAUUAUGGAGAGAACUGCACCCAAUUCUGCCCAAACGUCACGUAUGGUACCUGCUCUGAAAAUGGGACAUUGAAUUGUCAUCAUAAUUACUAUGGCAACAAUUGUACGAUAUUCUGUUCUAAUAUCACAUAUGGUACUUGUUCAACACAUGGAAAACUUAUUUGCCUUGAAAACUAUUAUGGAGAGAACUGCACCCAAUUCUGCCCAAACGUCACCUAUGGUACCUGCUCUGGGAAUGGAACAUUGAAUUGUCAUCCAAAUUACUAUGGCGACAAUUGUACGAUAUUUUGUUCUGAUGUCACAUAUGGUACUUGUUCACCACAUGGAAAACUUAUUUGCCAUGAAAACUAUUAUGGAGAGAACUGCACCCAAUUCUGCCCAAACGUCACGUAUGGUACCUGCUCUGGGAAUGGGACAUUGAAUUGUCAUCCAAAUUACUAUGGCGACAAUUGUACGAUAUCUUGUUCUGAUGUCACAUAUGGUACUUGUUCACCACAUGGAAAACUUAUUUGCCUUGAAAACUAUUAUGGAGUGAACUGCACCCAAUUCUGCCCAAACGUCACCUAUGGUACCUGCUCUGGGAAUGGGACAUUGAAUUGUCAUCCAACAUACUAUGGCGACAAUUGUACGAUAUUUUGUUCUGAUGUCACAUAUGGUACUUGUUCACCACAUGGAAAACUUAUUUGCCUUGAAAACUAUUAUGGAGAGAACUGCACCCAAUUCUGCCCAAACGUCACCUAUGGUACCUGCUCUGGGAAUGGGACAUUGAAUUGUCAUCCAAAUUACUAUGGCGACAAUUGUACGAUAUUUUGUUCUGAUGUCACAUAUGGUACUUGUUCACCACAUGGAAAACUUAUUUGCCAUGAAAACUAUUAUGGAGAGAACUGCACCCAAUUCUGCCCAAACGUCACCUAUGGUACCUGCUCUGGGAAUGGGACAUUGAAUUGUCAUCCAAAUUACUAUGGCGACAAUUGUACGAUAUUUUGUUCUGAUGUCACAUAUGGUACUUGUUCACCACAUGGAAAACUUAUUUGCCAUGAAAACUAUUAUGGAGAGAACUGCACCCAAUUCUGUCCAAACGUCACGUAUGGUACCUGCUCUGGGAAUGGGACAUUGAAUUGUCAUCCAAAUUACUAUGGCGACAAUUGUACGAUAUUUUGUUCUGAAGUCACAUAUGGUACUUGUUCACCACAUGGAAAAUUUAUUUGCCAUGAAAACUAUUAUGGAGAGAACUGCACCCAAUUCUGUCCAAACGUCACCUAUGGUACCUGCUCUGGGAAUGGGACAUUGAAUUGUCAUCCAAAAUACUAUGGCGACAAUUGUACGAUAUUUUGUUCUGAUGUCACAUAUGGUACUUGUUCACCACAUGGAAAACUAAUUUGCCUUGAAAAUUAUUAUGGAGAGAACUGCACCCAAUUCUGUCCAAAUGUCACACAUGGUACUUGUACUCAAGACGGACUACUGUAUUGUCACAAGAAUUACUAUGGUCCCAACUGUACCACAUUUUGUCGAAACACCAAAACUGGCAUUUGUUUAUUAUCUGGUACUCUUCAGUGCUUUGAGAACUACUAUGGUAAGACAUGUGAUGUGUUUUGUAGAAAUUUUACACACGGAUCUUGUUCUCGUGAUGGAACCUUAAUUUGUGAAUCAAAUUAUUAUGGAAUUAACUGUGAUAAGCAUUGUCUUAAAUCAGAGAAAGGGUCUUGUGAUGAAAACGGGAAUCUUUUAUGUAAAAGGAACUAUUUUGGGAGAAAUUGUAAAAAGUUCUGUCAAGAUGUACCUCAUGGGAAAUGUAAUAAUGCCGGAGUGUUGAUCUGUGACAAUCAGUGGUAUGGUAGUAGUUGUUCUAUGAAUUGUGUUGAAUUCAAACAUUCGAGAUGUGAUGAUCAGGGACAGUUGUUUUGUUUCGACCAUUGGUAUGGAGAAAACUGUACCAUUUAUUGCAAGGACGAUGACGUUGAAAAUUGCAAUAUGAAAGGAGCUGGAGCAGUGGCAGUUGAUGGGAAAUUAAAUAGCAACUCUGUGAUACAACUUGAAUUAUCUGUCGAACUCUUUGUAUCAGAAAAUAUUUGUGAGGAGAACAGAAAUAUUCAUGUGGACAUUGAUGUGUUGAAACUGAGAAACAAGUCGAAAACAUCAACUGUUGCGCUGAGCAUCUCCUGUGAUGAAGAAAUAAUAAACAGCGAUACAUUCCUUCAAACUUACUUGGCAAUGGCACCAGAGAAACUCCGAAAGUACAACUUUCCUUUUCGAUUGAUCAAGCCCAUAAAGAAGGACCAUCAUGCGGACUGGCUAUCAUUAAAUUGGCGACUGUUGACAGUUUUGCUCGGGACGACUGGUCUUAUUUUGUUUCUGGUAUUCUUCAUGCAGAAAUGUAGAAGACAACAACGUCGGAGGAUUGAGAGACAUAUAUUCACGUUGGAACUCGAAACAACUGAAAUAUUUGAGUAA